AUUGAAUUGUUUGUGUUGAAUUUAUUGCAGAAGUUGGAAAGAUGUUAUGGUAUAGUGAAUUCAUUGGUCAAUGGUUUGUCGGAAAGGGAGGCUAAUGAUGCUCUCAACACAUACGUAUGCAAAGGUUCACAGAAUCAUGAGGAGGUUCAACUUGGAUUGUUCUAUGCUAUACUGACAGCUCCUAAUCCUACACUGGCACAGAAGAAUUACAGAGAUAUUCAUUUAGUGAAUAGGGAUGGUUUUAAUACAGUGUUAAAUAGAUUGAAUCAGUUGAUAUAUGAGAAAUGGUUGAAGUUAAAGGACAUUGGGAGGGCUCAGAUACUGUGGCUGGUGCGAGAAAUGGUGAAAAAUUCUGUAACAGGAGCUGAUUUAGCAGUGAAUGGCUUAAUGAGACAAAUAGCAGGAGGAGAUAUAACACCAAAAAACGUAUGGCUUGCUGAAACAUUGCUUGAUGUUCUCUCUGAAUACAGGAGUUGGCUUGACAAGUUCCCGGCUCUUAUACCAAUGACAGUGUAUACAUACCUACGUGUGAUAGUUGACCACACGGGACAGAUAUUUCACAAUCUGAGACAGAGGGAGGCGGAGUUUAUAGCAUCACUAGUCAGGGAUAAGUGGACCGAUUGUUUGGUCAUUGGCCGGGAUCUGGUUAGACUGUUACAGAAUGUGGCAAGACUUCCGGAGUUUGAGUCUUUGUGGAGAGACAUGAUGUUAAAUCCGUCUGUACUUUGUCCACAGUUUACAGGUAUACAACAGUUACUUGUAACAAGAACGUCGCGGAAGUUUCUCAUCUCUCGUUUGACUCCCGACAUGGAGAAUAAACUUGUUUUCUUGACCACCAAAGUGAAAUUUGGACAACACAAAAGAUACCAGGACUGGUUCCAAAGACAGUACUUGGCCACUCCUGAAAGUCAAUCAUUACGCUGUGAUCUUAUUCGCUAUAUUUGCUGUGUUUUUCACCCAUCCAAUGAAUUACUGUGUUCUGACAUAAUACCUCGCUGGGCUGUGAUUGGUUGGCUCCUACAGACGUGUACGUCAAAUGUGGCCGCCUCAAAUGCCAAGCUGAGUUUGUUUUAUGACUGGAUAUUUUUCGAUCCAGAAAAAGACAGCAUAAUGAAUAUUG
Molecule: messenger RNA, 1120 nt
Organism: Ruditapes philippinarum (Manila clam)
Lineage: Eukaryota; Metazoa; Mollusca; Bivalvia; Venerida; Veneridae
Product: integrator complex subunit 3-like
Cellular component (GO): cytoplasm
Source: RefSeq, a predicted model, not a curated record